Molecule: messenger RNA, 4245 nt
Organism: Anastrepha ludens (Mexican fruit fly)
Lineage: Eukaryota; Metazoa; Arthropoda; Insecta; Diptera; Tephritidae
Exons: 4
Coding region: 1-4245 (1414 amino acids)
Biological process (GO): DNA integration
Molecular function (GO): nucleic acid binding
Source: RefSeq, a predicted model, not a curated record
AUGCCAGCAACAGUGGGUCUGGCAAUCAACACAUUGAGAAUGCUUUAUGGCAUGCCUGACAUUAUUCAUCAAACAAUGCAGAUGAAAUUGAGACAAGAGCCAGCAGUUAGGGCCGAUAAAUUGGAAACGCUCAUAGCAUUUUCACUUUCAGUGCAAAACUAUCGCGCUACAAUCCAGGCGGUAGGCCUGGCCGAUUAUUUAAACGAUCCUGUGCUGCUUAAUGACUUGGUAGCCAAAUUGCCAAGCGAUCAAAGGCUCAAUUGGGGCGGCUAUCGUAUGUCGCUCAGUCGCGUCGACAUUGCUGUGUUUGACGAUUGGCUUUUUGGGCUUGCUACAUGCGCGAGUCAAGUAACAAGAUGUGAACCACCCACAACAGCUGCCUUUGAAAAUAUUGAAGUAAAGAAAGGCCGCAAUUCCCACAAUGGGGUUGACGGCUGCCAGAUGGCACACAACGCUCUUCUGCAUACACCUGUUCCCGUUAAGAGCAACGUCGGUCAUGAGCAAACAGCGCUAUACCACGAACGUCAUUCAGGCUCACCAAAGGAGAAGCAGAACUCGCUAUUCAGGUACGUCGCCGUUACUGUUCGUAACGCAUCCAAAUCUGUUGACACAUAUGCACUCAUCGACGAAGGCGCGUCUUGUACUUUAUUUGAAAACGAGCUUGCAGAUUACCUUGAAUUGGACGGGCCGUCCGAGGCGUUGUGUCUGCGAUGGACUAACGAAAUUACUCAAAGCGAAAAUAACUCCAAGUUUGUAAGUUUUGAGAUCGCAUCGACACAGUUGGGCUCUCCAAACUACUUGUUAAGAGGCGUACGCACUAUUGCUCGUUUAGGCCUGCCUGUUCAAACAUUGGACCGCGAUACCAUGGAGAAGCAUGCCCAUCUCAAAGGUCUACCUAUACUACCAUAUAACGGUGCUAGGGCUCGGAUUCUUAUUGGAGUCGACAACGCGAAAGUCUGUGUGCCAAUUGAAGUUAAGGAGAGUAGCACCUCCAACCUGAUUGCUGCUAGAUGCCGGCUGGGAUGGACCGUUUAUGGUCGAGACAGACCUGAACACGCAGUGAUGCCCCGCGUGCUCCACAUCUGCAGCUGUGAUCCUACGAGCAGGGACCGAAUGGACGAACAGAUGAAGGCGUAUUUUGCUAUCGACGCUAUCGGUGUCUAUGCGCCAGCUAAGCCGCUUCGGUCAAAGGAUGAUGAACGCGCUUUACAAUUGAUGGAAAAAUUCACCAAGUUUCUGCCAACAGAGAAGAGAUGGGAAACAAGAUUGCUAUGGAAACAAGACGUCGUCGAUUUACCCGAUUCACUUCCUAUGGCGUGCCGUCGACUAAUGUGCUUGGAAGCCAAGAUGAAGCGGGAUCCUGAACUCCACCGUUUUAUCGUCGACAAAAUUGACGAUUACAAGAAAAAGGGUUACAUACGCAAAUUGGAGUCACUUGAAACAUCGAUAGGUGGCAGAUCGUGGUACCUUCCCAUAUUGACGGUGCUCAACGUUAACAAAAACAAAACUAGAUUGGUAUGGGACGCUGCAGCCAAAGCUGGAAAUACUGCACUUAACAACAUGCUGUUAAAAGGACCUGAUCAGCUAAACUCGAUGAUGGGUAUUCUUCUUCGAUUCCGCGAAAGGCCCUUUGCAAUAUGCGGAGAUUUACGCGAGAUGUUUCACCAAAUUAAGGUAGCCAAAGAGGACCAAGUGGCGCAGAAGUUUUUAUGGCGCGACGGUGAGUCUAAACGGCAGCCAGAUGUAUAUGCCAUGUGUGUGUUGACUUUCGGCGCUUCGUGUUCUCCUUCGCUAGCGAACUACGUAAAAAACCAAAAUGCACAACGUUUUUCCGAAAAUUAUCCCGAAGCUGUACAAGCCAUUAUAAAUAACACUUUCGUCGAUGAUUGUCUUCAGAGUGCAGACAAUGAGGAAGAGUUAUCCCGUUUGGCUACUGUUGUUCGCUGGAUCCAUAACGAAGGAGGUUUCGAGAUGCGAAACUGGGUAUCCAACUCCAAGAAAACUUUGACUGCCCUCUCUGCUAACAGCACGCUGCUAUCCAGAUGUUUUGAGGAGCCUGAAGCUACUAUCGAAAAGGUGCUUGGAAUGUGGUGGUUACCAGCGUCGGAUGAGCUUACCUUUGUGGAAAAGUUUCCUAAAGAAGUUUUUGAUGAGCACACAUUUCCAUCGAAGCGACAAGUUUUGCGUACAAUCAUGAAAAUAUUCGAUCCCCUUGGACUACUCGGGUAUGUCAUCAUACAAGCAAAAAUCAUUCUACAGGACAUUUGGCGUUCAGGUGUUAAUUGGGACGAGCCUAUCAGAGAGGAUGAUCGCAGUAACUGCUGUAGCCAGAGUAACCAGUUGCACAUUUUCGUGGAUGCAAGUAUCAACGCUUAUGCUGCUGUGGCGUAUUUGCGUGCUGAAGUUGGUAACGCGGUGAACUGUUCAUUGCUGGCUUCGAAGACAAGGGUCACACCAUUGAAGCCCAUUUCAAUACCGAGGUUGGAGUUAAUGGCAGCAGUUCUGGGUCUGCGGUUGGCAAUUUUUAUAGGCAAGCAACUUUCUGUUCAGGUAAGCCGUAGAAUUUUUUGGACAGAUUCGAAAAACGUGAUAUGCUGGGUGCGUUCAGAUGCAAGAAAGUUCCAUCAAUUUGUUGCGUUACGUGUCGGCGAAAUUCUUGAGGGUUCCAGCGCUAAAGAGUGGAGGUGGUUGCCAUCUUCUGAAAACAUCGCUGAUGAGGGCACAAAAUGGUCCGACGUUCGCCAUUUUGACGACAAUGCACGCUGGUUUCGAGGGCCAAAGUUCUUAGCCCAGCCCGAAUCUAGUUGGCCUGUAGGGGAGCUAGUAGGCACUACAGCAGAGCUGCAUCACAUAAGUACAAGUACACCAUUGUCCCCUACCCUGUCAGUAAUUUCUCCAGACGUACGAAGGUUUAGCACAUGGGAGAGACUGCUUUCCACACAACAAAUUGUUCUGCGUUUCCUGCGCCGGAUCUUGAAGUUUACGCCACGUUCGCUACUAAAACUUUUCGAAUUGCGCGAUAUUGAAGCAGCAGAGCAAAUUCUUAUUGCCGUAAGUCAAGAAAAUGCGUUUAGCGAAGAAGUCAAAAGCCUACAACACGGUCAAAAUAUUCAACGGCAGUCUGCUAUAUAUAAAUGGUCGCCGUAUCUGGACGAGGUUGGGAUUCUUCGCGUGAAAGGUCGAAUCGACUUCUUAGAAGGAGUAGCAGUCGAUGUGAAGCGACCUGUAAAACUGCCGAAAAAUCAUACAGUAACGCGUUUGAUAAUUGAUUUCUACCAUAGAAAAUUUCACCACCAUCAUAAUGAGAUUAUUGUCAAUGAGAUGCGCCAGCGAUACUGCGUCGGUUAUUUGCGAUCGAUGGUAAAAGAGUGCUCCAAAAGAUGCCAAAUGUGUCGCAAUCGUAAAGCUAAGCCGCAACCAACUCAAAUGGGAAGUCUACCUGUAGAACGACUGUCACCAUUUACAAAGCCAUUCACGAAGCCAGGAGUGGACUAUUUUGGCCCUAUCGACGUAGCUGUUGGCCGGCGGCGUGAAAAACGUUGGGGCGUGUUAUUUACGUGCCUGACGAGUCGUGCCGUUCACAUCGAGAUCGCGGCGUCGUUGUCAACGGAGACAUUCCUGCUAAUGUUGAAAUUGUUCGUGUGCCGCAGAGGAGUCCCGAAGCGCAUUGUGUCAGACAACGGCACAAAUUUUCGUGGUGCCAGCCGAGCACUUAUCAGCGAGAUAGAAAGGGUGUCAUCCGAUGGCCUAGAGAGAAGACAUCCCCAAAUCGAGUGGUCCUUCAUUCCGCCCUCGGCUCCUCACAUGGGUGGGGCAUGGGAGCGAAUGAUACAGUCAACAAAAUCAAUUUUAAUGGAUAUUACGCACGAAGCAAUACUACGUGAAGAAGUUCUAAGGGCCACUUUAGCGGACAUUGAAAAUAUUCUUAAUUCAAGACCUCUGACAUAUGUGCCCUUGGAGACUGCAGACGACGACGCACUUACGCCCAAUCACUUUUUGUUAGGAAACUCAAGCGGAAUUCGCGAAUCAGGUUGUGAUGACGACAGGGGCAAAUAUCUCGGCGACGUGAUUAAUUCAUCGCUGGCGCUUAACAAUGGUUGCUUAAUACACGACAACGAGAGACAGAAGCGACAACAUUGGCGUCAACGGCCACAGGAUAUUGGUGACAUAGGAGAGUGGCAAGUGAAGGAGGCGCUACUAUGCACGUACAAAUUCAACAUAACCGCAGGCGUGCAAACAACAUAA